AUGGUAUCACAGUCUCGAGGCGCCCACGUGUUGGUCUGGGAGCAGCCCGGUCUGGAAGACCAGCGGCCAAAGGGCUACAGUGGUGGUCUCGGCACUCGACACUGGGUGACGUUCAUGCUCUUCCUGGGCAUGGCGAAUGCGUACGUCAUGAGGACCAAUAUGUCUGUCGCCAUCGUGGCAAUGGUCAACCACACCGCCCUGCCAGUCGACAAAGAAGCAGUUGACACAGAGUGUGGUAGUGUGGACCCUAAUAAAACUGUUGAUACCUCUUCCCAAGAUGGCUCAUUUGUGUGGAGUUCAACGCUACAGGGAUACAUUCUUUCGUCUUUUUUCUACGGCUACGUUAUCACGCAAAUUCCUUUCGGCAUCCUCUCUAAAAGGUAUGGCGCUCGGCUCUUUCUCGGCGUGGGCAUGUUGAUCAAUUCAGUAUUCGCAUUUUUGGUGCCCCUAGCCGCUGAGGCUGGUUACGAGUGGCUCAUAUUAGUGCGUUUCAUACAGGGUUUAGGGGAGGGACCAAUCGUGCCGUGUUCUCAUGCUAUGUUGGCAAAAUGGAUCCCACCGAACGAGAGAAGUCGGAUGGGAGCAGCUGUAUAUGCCGGAGCACAGUUCGGCACAGUAAUAUCCAUGCCACUUUCGGGUCUGCUGUCCGCAUACGGCUUUUCUGGUGGUUGGCCGUCCAUCUUUUACGUGUUCGGUCUGAUUGGCACAAUAUGGUGCCUUGCCUUCUUGUUCUUCGUCUCCGAGGAUCCUGAAUCAUGUCCUAGCAUCAAGGAGACCGAGAAGAAGUACAUACUUAACUCGUUGUGGGGUGCCGCUGGAUCAAGCUCGCCACCGAUCCCGUGGAGCAAGAUCCUGCUGUCGAUGCCGUUCUGGGCCAUCAUGUUGGCGCACAUGGGACAGAACUACGGCUACGAGACUCUCAUGACCCAGUUGCCGACCUUCAUGAAACAAGUCCUGCAUUUCUCGAUAAAGGACAACGGCUUCGUGUCCGCCCUGCCGUAUCUGUGCAUGUGGUUAUUCUCCAUGUUCAUCUCAGUGGUUGCUGAUUGGAUGCUGUCCAGCGGUCGUUUCAAUCACACGCAAGUCAGGAAGAUUGUCAACAGUAUCGGUGAAUACGGUCCAGCUAUCGGUCUGUUCAUCGCCGCUAACACGGGGUGCAACGCGGCCGCGACGGUCGCCAUCUUGGCGAUUGGUGUCGGUCUCAACGGUGGCAUCUACUCUGGAUUUAAGGUCAACCAUUUGGAUAUCUCACCACGCUUCGCUGGAAUCCUGAUGGCAUUCACGAACUGCUUGGCGAACUUAACCGGUCUUCUAGCGCCCAUCGUCGCUGGAUACAUUAUUGAGGGGAGGCCGACGCAAGCGCAAUGGAGGAUAGUGUUUUACAUCGCGGGCGGUGUUUACAUUGUCUGUGGAACGAUCUACAACAUAUUCGGCUCAGGCCGUAGACAAGAAUGGGACAACCCGGCAGAAGACGAAGCGUUAGCGAAGAAGGCGGCCGCGAAAAAAGCAGAGAAAGUCCAGAGAAAAGCAGUAAACAAUCAGAACGAAGCGGAAACAGCACAAUAA
Messenger RNA from Parnassius apollo (apollo), 1566 nucleotides. NCBI's taxonomy places the organism in Eukaryota, Metazoa, Arthropoda, Insecta, Lepidoptera, Papilionidae. The record is from the annotation of a GenBank genome assembly.